AUGGACAUUCCUUCUCGUGUAAGAAGCGUCGUAGAGAAUAUCAACUUUCGCACGAUUCUGUUCAAUAGGGUUCCGAAUUCCAACGCUGUCUUUGAUGCGAUCAGAGAAAACGGAAAAUGGUCUAGACAUGACACAAUAUUUAUGGGGAACCACGCCUUUGCUACCGUAAUGCGUAUGGAAGCGGGCACACAUGUAGAUGAAACUGACCCCAGAAUCUUAAAAUACGCUUCUUCGAUCCUCUGGAAGGAAGCUCCAUCACAAUCAAAGCAAAUUUAUAUAGACUGCGCUCGACAA
Molecule: messenger RNA, 294 nt
Organism: Acaulospora morrowiae
Lineage: Eukaryota; Fungi; Glomeromycota; Glomeromycetes; Diversisporales; Acaulosporaceae
Source: the annotation of a GenBank genome assembly